Budorcas taxicolor (takin) is the source of this 1437-nucleotide messenger RNA. RefSeq names its product olfactomedin 3 (gene OLFM3). Gene Ontology annotation, biological process: signal transduction. The record is from RefSeq and is a predicted model, not a curated record. Bases 1 to 1437 code for a protein of 478 amino acids. NCBI's taxonomy places the organism in Eukaryota, Metazoa, Chordata, Mammalia, Artiodactyla, Bovidae. The transcript is spliced from 6 exons.
AUGAGCCUUCCACUGCUGAAGCUUGGCGCUGUGCUUAGUACCAUGGCAAUGAUCUCAAACUGGAUGUCCCAAACUCUCCCAUCCUUGGUAGGACUGAACACCACGAGGCUAUCAACGCCAGAUACCUUAACUCAGAUUAGUCCCAAAGAAGGGUGGCAGGUAUAUAGCUCAGCACAGGAUCCUGAUGGACGAUGCAUUUGCACAGUGGUUGCUCCAGAACAAAACCUGUGUUCCCGGGAUGCCAAAAGCAGGCAGCUUCGCCAGCUGCUGGAAAAGGUUCAGAAUAUGUCCCAAUCUAUUGAAGUCUUAAACUUGAGAACUCAAAGAGAUUUCCAAUACGUCCUAAAAAUGGAAACACAAAUGAAAGGGCUGAAGGCCAAGUUUCGGCAGAUUGAAGAUGACCGGAAGACACUAAUGACCAAGCAUUUUCAAGAGCUGAAAGAGAAGAUGGACGAGCUCCUGCCUUUGAUACCUGUGCUAGAACAGUACAAAACAGAUGCCAAGUUAAUCACCCAAUUCAAGGAGGAAAUCCGGAAUCUGUCUGCUGUCCUCACGGGAAUUCAGGAGGAGAUCGGUGCCUAUGACUAUGAGGAGCUACAUCAAAGGGUGCUCAGCUUGGAAACCAGACUUCGUGACUGCAUGAAGAAGCUAACCUGUGGCAAACUGAUGAAAAUCACAGGCCCAAUUACAGUCAAGACAUCUGGAACCCGAUUUGGCGCUUGGAUGACAGAUCCUUUAGCAUCUGAGAAAAAUAACAGAGUUUGGUACAUGGACAGUUAUACCAACAAUAAAAUUGUCCGUGAGUACAAAUCAAUUGCUGACUUUGUCAGUGGGGCUGAAUCAAGAACAUACAACCUCCCUUUCAAAUGGGCAGGAACUAACCAUGUUGUCUACAAUGGCUCACUCUAUUUUAACAAGUAUCAGAGUAACAUCAUCAUCAAAUACAGCUUUGAUAUGGGGAGAGUGCUUGCCCAACGAAGCCUGGAAUAUGCUGGUUUCCACAACGUUUACCCUUACACAUGGGGUGGGUUCUCUGACAUCGACUUAAUGGCUGAUGAAAUCGGGCUGUGGGCUGUGUAUGCAACUAACCAGAAUGCAGGCAAUAUUGUCAUCAGCCAACUUAACCAAGAUACACUGGAGGUGAUGAAGAGCUGGAACACUGGCUAUCCCAAGAGAAGUGCAGGGGAAUCCUUCAUGAUCUGUGGGACACUGUAUGUCACCAAUUCCCACUUAACUGGAGCCAAGGUAUAUUAUUCCUAUUCCACCAAAACCUCCACAUAUGAGUACACGGACAUUCCCUUUCAUAACCAAUACUUUCACAUAUCCAUGCUUGACUACAAUGCAAGAGAUAGAGCUCUUUAUGCCUGGAACAAUGGUCACCAGGUCCUAUUCAAUGUCACCCUUUUCCACAUCAUUAAGACUGAGGAUGACACAUAA